Messenger RNA from Camellia sinensis, 882 nucleotides. NCBI's taxonomy places the organism in Eukaryota, Viridiplantae, Streptophyta, Magnoliopsida, Ericales, Theaceae. The record is from RefSeq and is a predicted model, not a curated record.
AUGGUGUUGCUGCAAGAGACUAAGAAAUCUGUGAGUAAUGAAAAGUUAGCUAGGUCAAUUUGGGCAGGAGAGAUGAUGGAUUUUAUGGCUGUGGACUCAGCAGGAGCUGCUAGAGGUACGCUUUAUCAUAGUUUUCAGUGUGUGGUGGUGCAUGUAUAUGGUCCUAAUGAUGCAAUUAAAAGGAAGGAGGUGUGGGAUAUCCUGGGGGAUUUCAAUGAGAUCCAGAGAAUAUCAGAAAGAAAAUGGUGCUCUAGAAUGGAUAGGGGGAUGAGAGAAUUCAAUGCAAUGAUUGACCAAUUAGAGCUCAGACUAGAUGUGUUUUCAGAUCAUAGCCCUAUCCUACUGAUGGAAGAUGACAGGGACUGGGGCCCUAGAUCCUUCAAAUUCAUUAAUGCAUGGCUUCUUCAUCCAAGCUUUAUGAAGUGGAAUAAUGAGGUCUUUGGUCAUGUUGAAUUCAAGCUGAAACAAAUUGAAGAGGAAUUACAUACUUUGGACUUACGGGCUGAAGAAGGGUCAUUAUCAUCAUCACAGGCUGCUAGAAGGAGGGAGGCUAAAGGGGAAGCAUGGCAACUAAGCAAAAUGGUAGAGUGGGUGUGGCUGCAGAAAUCAAGGCUGAAUUGGGCAAUUAAAGGUGAUAGAAAUACAAAAAAAAUUCACAUUAUGGCUUGUAGUAAGAAGAACGGGAAUGCCUUAUGUUCUAUUGUGAUUAAUGGUUCUGUGGUGGAGAAUCCUCAAGAUGUUAGGGCUGAAGUGAAAAAUCAUUUUCUUAACCACUUCUCAGAUUCUUGGUGUAGCAGACCAGUGCUGCUAGGUCCUUUUAACACCAUUGGAGAAGAUCAAAGCUCUGAAUUUUGGAAUCAGUUUUUUCAAAAUCUGAAGUGA